Messenger RNA from Trematomus bernacchii (emerald rockcod), 2012 nucleotides. It is a transcript of the gene nfil3-4, whose product is annotated as nuclear factor, interleukin 3 regulated, member 4. Gene Ontology annotation, biological process: circadian rhythm; regulation of DNA-templated transcription. The transcript is spliced from 3 exons. The coding region runs from base 424 to 1131 and encodes 235 amino acids. NCBI's taxonomy places the organism in Eukaryota, Metazoa, Chordata, Actinopteri, Perciformes, Nototheniidae. Gene Ontology annotation, cellular component: nucleus. The record is from RefSeq and is a predicted model, not a curated record. Gene Ontology annotation, molecular function: DNA binding; DNA-binding transcription factor activity.
AAGGGGGCCAGUCAGACACUUUUCAUGUGACAGCAGAGGUGGACAAUCAGAGUUAAAGACAGGAAAACAACACAGACUGAGAGAAAGCUAAGAAGAGGAGAGGGUAGGACCGAAAAAGCGACAAGCGUUUACGAGCCCCCCUGUUUAUGAACAUCCAUCUCACGACGCAGUCUCAAAGGACAGUUCACUGCGUUAAGUUGGGUAUUAGCACCGGGUGAGAGCGAGAUAAUUCUGCAUUAGGUCGUUGGCUCCUCUGCGGACAGAGGACUUUCUGCACAAAGCAGCUAAAAGACAGCUGUGGAUAUCACGUGUCUACAGUCUCUCAGACUUCAGCCGUCACCGCAUUCAGAAAUACUACGGUGCUUUCAUCGAAGGCAAACCAAGAUAAGAAGAGGUUGGUUGUUACUCCCUUUUGCAUCUAGCAUGGACACCCUGUCGUCACUCUUACAUGGAGGCCGAGAUGGUCAUAUUUUACAAGUGACAGAGGGAUUGGGUCAUAAGGGAGCUCGUCGCAAAAGAGAGUUCAUACCUGACGAGAAGAAGGAUGACCUCUACUGGGAGAAACGAAAGAAGAACAACGACGCAGCCAAGCGGUCUCGGGAGAAGAGAAGGAUGAACGACUAUGUGCUGGAGACUCAUCUCCUGUCCAUGAAAGAAGAAAACACCAGACUUAGUGCUGAAUUAAUGGCCAUCAAACUGCGCUUUGGCCUGGUCCCCUCUGCAGCCUACACUGCUCACCCAAACCCCCACCUGCACACACACCACCAGGCCCUUCAGAGGGACUAUUACUGGGGUGGCAGAGACCCUGUGAUGCCCAGACACCAACCACCUCACCCUCUCUUCAUCCCUGCUUAUGCCCUUCAUGCCAUGAGAGGCUAUUCAUAUUUGAACGCGUCCAGUACUACGGGUUCUGGCUUCCUAUCUCCCCUUCUCCUCUCUCAAGAUCUCCUGCACUCAUCCCGUCCUGGAGCUCCCCUCCUGAGGCCAAUUCCUACCAAAGUUGCUUCAGAUGAGGAUGAGGAGCAGCAGGACCCUGGGGUGUUGUCCCGGUCCUGGCCAUCUCCACCUGGCAAAAUCACCUCCAGAGGGGAUAGAAACUACUCUCCAACCAGACAAUACAUGUCCGAUUGACAAUCGAUUCCUAGAUCCUUGCUCCGAUACUGAUACCUGUAUUCCUCGGUUACAGCCUAAAAUGCUGGAUCUGGUAUUGGUGGAGUAUGAGAGUCCAUUCAGUAAAACGAUAUAAUGUUAUCUUAUCAUUUAUCAGCUAAACUCACUGCCCUCUUCUCUACUGUGCUUAUUCAACUCUCACCAGAGAUGAGUGUGACAAAUAUUCAGUUGUUUGGCAUUCAUUUUUUGUGUAUGUUUUUGUAAAUGUUUUACAAAGCUUUAACCUGAGCAAUGCUUUACAACAAUGAUCACAGCCAUAUAGGAUUAGUAUUAUACAGCUGUUAAAAUAAUAAUAAUCAUAUAUUUCAGUUUUUAAAGUCCAGGUAUCGAUAAGUAAAAUAAAUUCCAUCGGAACUUCUCUAUCCAAAAACACAAAGGUUUGUCCACUCUACAUAUUGACUGAGAAACUAAAUUCUUAAAUUUCGCUUUAUUUACAGUCAUAUUUUCCUGCUGACUGUAAUUCAAGAGCUUUAUUUUUGUUAAUAAAUAGUGCAUAAUGCAUUCAAAGAAGCACUGUUACAAAGUAACACACUACAGCCACAUUAAGAACAUUACGGCAGAAAAUGUAAGUAGGUGUUCAAAUAGAUUCCAAUCAGGUAUAAGUUCAAACCACACAUCAAAAAAAAUAGAGCUCUGAAACUACUUCAGCUUUUCUCUGCGAGCGCUCUAAUGACAAAGUUGAGAAGAUGUCGAAUUGUGUGUUAUAAAGAUUACAGCUCACUUAGGACUAGACUAAAAACUAUCCAACCAAUCCAAGCUGCACAAACAAUUUCCUUUUUAACAAUUGAAAAGAUCUUACAAUGCACAUUUCUUUUGAUUUUAAAAAGACAAACCCAUUGACU